AUGUCGUUAUUGAAGACCUCAGUGGUUAAUUUUGAGCAUGAAUGGAAAGAGAUGGAACCACCACUUGCGUCACUAAUGACAGGGACGCCGCAGACAUUGACGAAUGAAAAAUGGCUACAGAUGUACUCAGGAAUCUACAAGAUCUGCACAAAUCCUGGAGCUCCACAGGCCGAAUUGCUAUUCUUCCGACUGCGAGGAAUGUUCAUUGAACAUGUCGAGUCGAUCUUGAACAAGUUGAAUGCAAUUGACGGCGAGGCAGCGUUCCUGUAUCACUAUUGUUCUUCGUUUGAGUCGUUUGCAACAGGAACAAAUUAUAUCUCAGAACUUUUUCGCUAUCUGAAUCGCUACUGGAUCUCAUAUUCCCACUGCGAGACUGGACACGCUCCUGUUCCAGGAGUGUAUCCUGUCACAGAACUUUCACUUCACAUUUGGCACGACAUUGCAUUUUCGAAACUCAAGAAGCGACUUGUAAAAGCAAUUAUUCACAUCUUCCAUUCAGCACGUCGUAGCAAAAGCGAGUGUUUUGAAGAUGGUGAUUGUAUUGCCAGAACAGUUCAGACAUACUUUAGUAUAGGCCUUUGCAGACAGGAUCAGAUGAGCCUCUAUCGAGAAGAAUUGGAGCAGCCUUUUCUCGAGGACACAGCUCGCUACUACUCAGCAAAGGCGAUGGAGCUGUUGUCUCGGGUAACAAUAUCAGAAUACUUGCAAGAGAUCGAACUUUUGUGUGCUCAUGAGCAGAAACGUUGCGAAGCCAGAUUGCAUCGAACCACUGUUGUUCAACUUCGACAAGCUUGCUGCCAUGUCUUGGUAGACGAGCAUGCUGAUCAGAUCUGUGAAGAUGCUGAGACAUUCUUGAUCAAUAACCAGAAAAAAGAUCUACAGCGCCUGUUCUCUCUUUUCUCGGAAUUGACCAACGAGAAUGCACUGAUGUCUUUGAAGAAUAUCCUGAAGAAAUACAUUGAGCGACGCGGCCUUGAGGUCGUGCAAAAAUUCCAGCAAGAAGAGGCAACUAAGAAUCCAGAGGGAUACAUCGAAGCCCUGGUGCAAGUUCGCAACAAGUACUUUAAUCUGAUCAAAGAUGCAUUUAACUUCCACCCACUGAUGCGAACCGCACUUGAUCAGGCAUGCCGGACAUUUGCAAAUUCUCACCCGCGACUUCCUGAAUUAUUAGCAAAGUAUACUCACUACCUGAUGUCACAUGAAAAGAAACACGGGGGUAGCCGAGCACUGCCUUCACCAGGGUCGCCACGACCGACGCUAAUUAUGGACGAUAUGUUGGAGCAGAAAAUUGAAAAUGUCAGCGUGGUAUUUUGUCUCAUCGACGACAAAGACAUUUUCAAGAAAUACUACUCGAAAUUUUUGGCAAAACGGCUUAUCAAAGGCACUUCUGCUUCAAACGACAUGGAAAUCUUGUUGAUUCUUAAGCUGCGCGAUAUUUGCGGAUGUGAUUUCGUAUCGAAAUUGCAGAAGAUGCUGAAGGACAAAAUGCUGAGCAAGGAAUUAAUGGAGUCGUUCACUGCUUGGCUGGAAGAAAAAGAUAUCGAGCUGCGCUCUGAGGACGCUUCCCACGCUAUUGCCAUUGACUUUCACCACACCGUAACCUAUCACUGCGAUGUUCUAACGGCUGGAGCUUGGCCCAUAUCGAUUGCAGCUGCAGAGCACAAGGUCUUUCUGCCGCCUGCCGUUGAAGCUCAUACCAGCUUGUUCACAAGAUUCUACACUGGAAGGAGCACCGGUCGAAAACUUCUGUGGGUUCACAACCUCUCGUAUGGAAUGAUUCAAAGCCACUGCUUUGAGAAGCGCUACGAGUUCUUGCUGAGCUUUUACCAGAUGUUGAUUCUCAUGCAGUUUAACACAGCAAAGGAGAUUACUCGCUCAAACAUCGUCCGGCUAACCAAUAUUCCAGAGCAAGACUGUACACACCAUAUGGCUAGCCUCAUCAAGUCGAAAUUGCUGAUCUCGGACGGAGCUGCUGAGAACCCGACGUAUACAAUCAAUUUUGGGUUUACCAGUCGUAAACUCCGACAUUCAGCUGUUCCAAAUACCCCAGUCGAAUCGCCGAAGGCUCUUAAGGUUACAAUUCGUGAUGUUAAAGAAGACCGCAAGAUGUCGCUGCAAGCCGCAAUCGUGCGUGUUCUCAAGACACGUCGCGAUAUCUACCAAGCACAACUGGUACACGAAGUUUCGGAGAUGCUGGUCAAUCAGUUUGUGCCCACAGCCACGGCCAUUAAGCAGAAUGUAGAAAUUCUUAUUCAGAAAGAGUACCUGCGCCGCCACGGGGACGACCACGCAAGGUUUCUAUACGUGGCUUGA
Peronospora farinosa is the source of this 2313-nucleotide messenger RNA. The record is from the annotation of a GenBank genome assembly. Lineage: Eukaryota; Oomycota; Peronosporomycetes; Peronosporales; Peronosporaceae.